This is a messenger RNA of Syzygium oleosum, 1585 nucleotides long. Its product is annotated as putative B3 domain-containing protein At5g66980. Gene Ontology annotation, molecular function: DNA binding. Bases 294 to 1199 code for a protein of 301 amino acids. The record is from RefSeq and is a predicted model, not a curated record. Lineage: Eukaryota; Viridiplantae; Streptophyta; Magnoliopsida; Myrtales; Myrtaceae. The transcript has 4 exons.
UCACUUGCCAUAGGACGUUCAUCACAUAAUAAAGAUGCAUGCUUAUAAAUUUUAAUCCUGUCUCGUAGGUGUUUGGCAACCAAAAAAGGAAAGAAAGAUAAGGUCUAAAUAUGAAAUUGAAUAAGAUAGGGAAAUCUGGGGAUUUUUUACCUUUUUUGUGUGAUAACCCAUGAUCUUCUUUAGACGUUUUCCGCUUCCUUCGUCUCUCUUCGAAACCUAACGCAAGAACAGUAUCUGCCUGUUUCCCAACAGCGACCGCCAUUGAAAACCACCUCUGGCAAAGCAGGAAAACGAUGGACGCCCGUCGUCCCGCGAAGACCUCUUCCUCUGGCGAGCCUCUUGAGUUCUUCAAAGUUUAUCUCCCCUCCUUCAGUUCUCACCAACUGCUUAUACCACUGGAUUUCGUGAAGCAUUUUAAGGGAGUUGUGCCAAAAAUGGCGCUUCUUAAGGAUACUACAGGGAGAUCAUGGCCAAUUAAAAUAGCAGAAGUUGGAAAUAAAUUGUUCUUUAAGAGUGGUUGGCGGGACUUCGUGAUCGACCAUUCUCUAGAGUUUGCUGAUUUUCUCAUUUUCAGAUACAAUAGGGAUUCGGUGUUCCUUGUCAAAACAUUUGGUAAGAAUGGGUGCAGGAAAGAAAUGACUUGCAGAGUCAAUAGACCAUUAGCUGUUGUGAAGACGGAAGAGCCGGCAGACGAAGUAAAUGAGGCAGAACAGGAAAAGAAGAGGCCUGUUCGGGCUUGUAAGCGGAAGUUCUCGGACUUGAAUAUCAAUGGAAUGGAAAAUCACGUUUUGCAUGGAGAUUCCCACUUCAAAACGAAACUAGAGUUCAACGGGGAAACUGCUAGCAAGUGCUCCUUGGAGACAUAUGCCAUGCCGACGAAUCCGCACUUCGUAUCUUGCAUCUCAAAAUAUUCACUGAAAGCCAUGAAUAUCCCUUGUUCAUUCCUAAAGAGAAAUCGAAUAAAGCUAACUCCCAAUGAGAAGAUGAUUGUGCAUGAUCAAAAUGGGAGGACAUGGCCCGUGCAGAUUAAUGCAAGGAAAGACGGCUGGGUCUCUCUGUCCUCCGGGUGGACUAAGUUUAGGAAGGAGAACAAUUUGAGAAUAGGCAACCGAUGCAUGCUCGAGUUUGUCCUUGGAGAGGGGAACACAUGCAGCAAAACAAUCGCAAGCGUUCUUCCACGGGGCUUUAAAUUACAAUAGAAUCCUACGUAUUUCGACAUGAAGGCUUGAUUUGUGUGUAGUGGGGCUGACAUCCUAAAAACGAUGGGGACUCGGAUGUUCUGGCAGUUAGGGAAUGAUUCUUUGUGCGGUUUUCAUCUUCCUCACAUCUAGGUACAUAGAGUUUUAACAAAUGUAAUAUUAUAAAGCCUCGAUGGAUUUUAUUGUGGGAACGGCAAUUGCUUUAGCUCUUUAGCUGAAAUUUGUUGUUUCAUAUGUUGUUGAGGAAUCCUCGGAUUGUUCUGAAACAUAAAUUUCUACUGUGUACUUUUACGACAGCAGUAUGUUCUUUUUUUCCUGGUACAUGACAUGUUACAUGUUACAACUCAUUCUUGAAAAAUCUGCAACUGCGAAUUUGAGAUUCAAGG